AUGCCUGCUGGAGGAGAAGUCCACAUUUUGCUACAACAUGUGCAGGUAUCGAAUGCGGUCAAUGUAAAACAUAUUAUACAAAGAGCAGUUGACAUUUGUCAAUCGCUAGGGCGGACCCUAACUUGUUCUGUAACGCAAGGUCAGGUUUGGGUAAUAUUUUUUCUCUUGGAGGGCGAUCAAAAGGCUGCUAUCGACCGGUAUAGAAUGGCUACAGAGCUUGAUGAACAAGACGGACUCAUUGAUUCGCCAGAGGUGCAACAAAAGCUAAACAAUAUCUUGAACAAAAUAUCCGGAUUUUUGCAACGCGAGGUUGAACGAAAUCCAAAUUAUGGCUCGAACGAAAGAGGUUUGAGCUCAACGCUGAUAUCUCAGGUGCUAAGUGGAGGCGAUUCCACUUCGUCCCAGUUGGGUAUGCUCUCGUCUCUUCUCGGCGCUGGUGGAAGCAAAAGCACGGGUACUGGACUUGGAGGAGCGAUGGGAGGAGGAGCGAGCAGAUUCGGAUCAUUGAUCUUGGCCUUGGCUGGAGCCCGUGCAACUCCCCAACAGCAACAGAUCCAUGGUGGAUUCAAUCUCGGCUACCUUCUGGGAGGCGGUAGUGGCACGGCUAGCUCCAUGGGUGGAGGAAUGGGAGGAGAAUUAGGUUCCCUGGUUUCUGAAUUGCUGGGAAGGACAAUACAUUGGGUCUAG
Ogataea haglerorum is the source of this 687-nucleotide messenger RNA. RefSeq lists its product as uncharacterized. The coding region runs from base 1 to 687 and encodes 228 amino acids. The record is from RefSeq and is a predicted model, not a curated record. NCBI's taxonomy places the organism in Eukaryota, Fungi, Ascomycota, Pichiomycetes, Pichiales, Pichiaceae. The transcript has a single exon.